AUGUCGCCAACCGCCGAAAAGAAGCUUAGGGUGGUAAUUGUCGGCGCUGGCUUCUGCGGCUUAACAGCGGCGAUAGAAUGCCAGCUACGCGGCAUGCACCCUAUCAUCGUCGAGGCAUAUGGAGGCGCCAGUUCCCACGGAGAUCUCUUGGACUUUGUACCUAAUGGCGGUCGCAUCUUUGAUUCAUGGGAUAACGGCCGGAUUGGCGAGAUGCUGUUGGCAGCUGGUGUCAACCGCGCGAAGACCCUCGACUUCUACAAUCAGGACAACGUCCUGCUCAAAUCCGACCCUUGGCCUCAGGGUAUCGACCUCAAAGGCACAUUCGCUGGCCAUCGAGGCACGAUGCAUGAGAUUGUGUAUAACUAUGCUAAGGAGAUUGGAGUUGAGAUGCACUUCAACUCGAGAGUGACAGAGUACUUGGACUCGGACAAGGAGAGGGGCGUUGUCAUCUCCGAGAGUGCCAAGAUCCUCGGCGAUGUGGUGUUAGCCUGCGACGGACCGAAAUCACUGGCGCGAUCGCAGCUGCUUGGUCUCCCAGAGAGUAGGGUCAACAGUGGCUAUGCCAUCUUCAGGGCUUUCUUUGAGGUUACGGAUGAAAUGCUCGAGGAUCCCUUGAUGGCUGAGCUCACUAAGAAAGAUGAGGACACGACCAGGUUCUGGGUUGGUGAAGAUGUGCAUGGUUUCAUCUACACCUGGAAUGAAGGCCGUGACUGUGCCUGGGUCCUGACACACCUCGAUGAUGCCGAUAUCCAAGAGGGUUGGUCGUUCCCGGCCAAGAAGGAGGACGUGUACAAGUACCUGAAGCAAGCUCGGUUCCCAGAAGUAUGGCGCCGAGUGGUUGCCUUGACUCCCGAAGAGAGGAUGGUGGAUUAUAAGCUAGUUUGGCGGGAUCCUUUAACCACAUGGCUUUCACCUUCAAAGCGCUGUGCUGUUCUCGGUGAUGCAGCCCACUGCCACUUACCUACUUCUGCCAACGGAGCUUGCCAAGCGGUAGAAGACGCAGCAACCAUGGCAAUCUGCCUGGAGAAGUCGCACGGAGACAUUCCUCUCGCGCUCCAGGUGUUCGAACGUAUUCGCUUUAACCGAUCUCAUACCAUCCACCAAGCCUCCAUCUCGACCCGAAACAUCUACCACAAGAACAACUGGACGUUGGAGAUGGUGAAGAAAAAUCCAGAUUCACUUAUUAUGCCUCUCCUAGAUUGGGUGAUGGACUUUGACUGCCAGCGGGCAGCCGAGGAGAAUUUUGACAAAAUAGCUCGGGAAGUCACUUCUGGCAAGCCAGGAACGAUAGAGGAACUUUCUCUUCCUGCUGGUGGGAACUACGAUAGUAUGAACUUGGUCGAGGAGAAGAAUAAGGCAGCGGAACUGCAGAAGGUGGUUCAGGUGCCGCAGUCCCUGGUUGUUUCUCAUGGGUAA
This is a messenger RNA of Penicillium concentricum, 1416 nucleotides long. Its product is annotated as salicylate hydroxylase. Gene Ontology annotation, biological process: secondary metabolite biosynthetic process. Lineage: Eukaryota; Fungi; Ascomycota; Eurotiomycetes; Eurotiales; Aspergillaceae. Bases 1 to 1416 code for a protein of 471 amino acids. Gene Ontology annotation, molecular function: FAD binding; monooxygenase activity. The record is from RefSeq and is a predicted model, not a curated record. The transcript has 4 exons.